Molecule: messenger RNA, 890 nt
Organism: Solea senegalensis (Senegalese sole)
Lineage: Eukaryota; Metazoa; Chordata; Actinopteri; Pleuronectiformes; Soleidae
Product: centrosomal protein of 70 kDa-like
Exons: 8
Coding region: 1-852 (283 amino acids)
Biological process (GO): regulation of microtubule cytoskeleton organization; cilium assembly
Cellular component (GO): centrosome
Molecular function (GO): gamma-tubulin binding
Source: RefSeq, a predicted model, not a curated record
AUGGCGCCUUACAGCACCAACAGUAUCACCCAACUUUGCAGAUUGGUUAAAGAAGACAAGAACACCACUGGUAUUAGAGAGUCCACUUGGAAAGCCAGAGAAUCCAGUUUAUGUGCCCACUAUUGCCAACUGUUGACUGAGAUCAGCGCUGUUGUGACCAAUCUCAGCGCCCCAUUACAACUUCACAGACAGAAACCCGCCUCUGUUGAUUUGGAGCUGGCUGAGUUUCAUAAUCUGCUCCCAACACUUGAAUUCUGGGCCCAGCAGCUCCACCUCAUGAAGGAGCUGCACCAAGGUUUAACUAAACUGAUCACCAGACUGCUACCCCAGCUGCUCCCCGAUGGUGGCCAUGAUUCUGCAGAAGCUGUGACGGUGGAGAACAUGAUAUUGCUGGUGGAUACCCUGCUGAAAAGCACCUCUCUUAAAGAUAAGGUGCUGAAAAGUCCCACUCAAAUCACUCUGUUAUCCGUGGUUUCUCACUUCCAAAAGUUGUUUGGCAUGACCUCCCUCAGUGGGGUCUACCCACGUAUGAAUGAGGUCUAUACUAGCCUGGGGAAAAUGACGAACACCAUGAGGACCCUCCAAGACAUUUUGGAUCUCGACAGCAGAGUGUCUCCUGCUGAGGUGGUGAACCAGGUUGCCAGACUCGUCCACCUCAAUGAACUUAAUGCCAGUUUCUGUAAUCUGGUGGAAGAUGAUGAUAUUCAGAGGAUCUUUGUCAAAGUGAAGCAGCAUGAGGAGUUUUUCCCUGCGUUCCAUGCUGUCAUCAGUGAAAUGUUACAGGUUCUAGGGGUCAGUCAUCUGGAUGACAUCCUCCCAGCUCUGAAGUCUUUGAAACAAACAGCACAAUGACCUACUGCUUCAGCUGACCUCAGUGCUGUGUUUGAUGA